ACCUUAACAUGGUUAUUCUUCACAAAAUCCAAAACAUCCAGGACUACAGUGGCAGAUUUUCUAUAUUUAUCAUAAUCAUCUAUCAUAAUAUAUUAAUAUAUAAUCAGAAACUAGAGCGACGCGAAAUCUAAUUAUACAUAUUUACAUUACUUCAGGUACUCCUUCUUUUAGGUACGCAUUCGAUAAUAAAAUACAGUGCCUAUAUAUAGUAUUAUAGUUCAUGUAUUUGUAAGAAUAUGAAAAAUUAAAAAUGAUUGUAUAUAAUAUAUAACCUAUUCUUGAACCUCACCCCACGGCCCACUAUAAAUCCGCCAUUGAUCACGUAUUUUUAUAAUAUAAACACGUACGUACAUAUAUAUAUAUAGGUGGAAUAUCGUAACGACGUCUCAGUCGAUGAUCGCUAUAUAAUAUACAGCGCACGCGCGUUACAUGUCGGCAAAACGUUGACGUCGGUGUAAUGACGUUUUUCGCGUUCCGGAUAAGGAAAAAAAUUUUAAAAAUAGAGACGAAAAACAAAACACUCUCUAUACUAACAGGUGCGGAGGUCCUUCGUCACGGCUGUUUUAGAGUCGUUUUGGUCGCCGUCGCCGCUCUCCCAGUCCCGUCGUGGGAGCGUCCAAACCGUGGUGGACGACCGUCCCCGCGGUGUAUACCCUGCGUACCGAGGACAACAGUCAGACGGAAGCGCACGAUAAACGGAUGGACGUCGGACCGGCUGCCGUGGCGGCGGCGGCGACCGCCCCGGAAACGACGACGACGUACCGAUCGCGGCCGGAAGCGUUCCCGAGCCGCGGUGAGCACCAGUGAUGGCCAGCUCAGGUAUGCACGCCGCACUGUACAUACGAGAGAGGCAAAAGAUCCGUGUGAAGAGGAUCCGUAGGGAUAGGUUCCAAUUGCCCAGUCACGUGGCCACCAAGAACAUCGCCCCGUUCCCGGAGUUCCCACCUACCACGUGGAAUAAGACAGCAGCGUCGGUGGCUUGGCCUGGACCAGUCGGUCCGUCUCCAGACAGCGAUGGCUCGGCACCAGGUGGUUCCAUACUCAUACACCUGCCGGCUGACCCACAUAGGAAAUGGACGAAAAAAAAUAAGAUCCACGACGCCUUGUCGUUCGGGGGUGGCGACGGCGACGACCGGAGACUGUACGAGCUGCAGCAGGGCGCGGCGGCCAACACCCUACUGUACGUGGGGCUGUGCUCUGUGGCGCUGGGCCUGAUCAUAGCGUUCGUGGGCACCGGCGAGAAGGGCUUCAAGACGGUCCAGCUCCGGUUCAUCGGGCCCGGCAUGAUCGCCAUCGGCGUGUGCUGUUGUGCUGUCCGCAUUAUGUUGUGCUUCUGUCCGCCGACGUUUUGCUUCAAGCGCCGCCGGCACAAGGGUGGCGGCGGUGCUUCCGACAAAAUGGCUGAGUUCUACAAGUACAUGCCGUUCCGGAACCAUCCGAUAAACGCCAACUCGGCCGCUGCCGAACCGCUCACCGGAGUCGUCGUCGAGACCGUACCGAUGACGGUCCUGAAACCGGCACUGAAACGCGUGUCCAUGGCCGCUGACCAGCAACCACAGAUUGUCUGUCAACAAGCGAAACGGAUGCCUAAGGCCACUCCAGAAGCCAGUCUGGACAGCAGCAUGGAACAUCUGAUCGAACAGGACGACCAUCUGUACACGAAGGACGAGGUGAGCUCGAAUAAAAAUCUCUCAAACCUCAAGUCAACGUUGACAUUCGAGGACUCGUUGAACGUGGCCACCAAAAUGAUGGUAAAAUCGUUCGAGGAGUUGAACAACACGUCUUCCAUGCCCGGCGGUGAUUCCACCGACCAGCAACGACAGGAGCUGGUGCUUAGCGCCGUGAACCUGACAAAGUAGAUUUGCGCGUCGGUCCGCACAAUACAAUACCUGAUACAUAAUAUGCUAAAAUACCAUAGUAUAUAAUAUAAUAAAUUAUUGUUGUAUAUUCAGACGAAUUUGGCUGUGACGAAUAACCCCAUACAUAUACCUAUCUAAAUUGAUAUAUAUAUAUAUUAUAUGUGUGAAUUAACGAUUAACUAUAUAAUAUAAUAUAUUAGGGUAGAAUCAUAGGUGAUGGCAUUGUGAUGGGUGGCACGGGGUUACAGUUACCCCCAUAGUAUUAUUUGAGGGGACAAAACAAUAAUGUUUUCCCUUCCGACACCAGUCAACGUGAGAUGGCAAAAGAAAAAUGAAUGGUUCAAGAGUAUAGCCGUGUAACUGUGUAGGUAUACCAAUAGUCCAAUGCAAUUUUGUUUUAUCGAUUCCAGUUUUUUCAACUUGCAUUCCUAUUAUAAAAUAUUUAAUUUCUGCGUCCUCUAGUAUGUUUGCCAAGUACUACCUAUGGGUAAGGGUAGUAUACUAGGGUACGUAUAUAUUGAUUUUGAUAUAUAAUUUUAAAUUAUGAAAUAUAUUAGAAACUCGACGACGCUUACAUAAUAUACCUACGGGCUACGGGUUAGAAAAAUUAAUAAAUUUUAGUUUAAUCGAUUGUCGUAAUCCGUGUAUAGGUACCUAGGUGGCUAGGUAUACCUAUACGGCUAUGCUUUCAUUAUGUAAAUGUCGAUGUAGAAGUAGGCAACUAUAACAUUAUUAUUGUAUAAUAAACGUAGGUACUCCCACCUCCGUUUUGGUGACGAAAAAAAAUAUAUACAUAAUAUUACAUUAUACUCUUAUCAUAGGUUCACGCUAGUUUAUAUAGGAUACGUAUACAGUGUAAAUAUUUACAAUAAUAUAAUGUACCUAUAACAUGUAUAUAAAUGCACAAUAAUAUGUGCACUAUAUACGGUAUAGACUAUAUGUGUAGGUACCUAAUGCUUGGUGCAUUUACAUAGCAUUCGGCUAGAGAUUAGAAUAUCGCAUUAUACGUCUCACUAUAUAAAUAUAAAACUGCCGACCUAUACCUUAUGUUAUAAUUAUGUAUGUGUGUAUUGUAUAAAAUAUAUUAUAGGUACCUAAUAACGCGUGUUAGUACUAAAUCAUGUUAAAUAAUAUUGUAUUAUAAUCGAUGAUUAUACCUACGGUGUAUACCCACAAUAACGCGGACACUCGUUUAACGCGAUUAUUAUUGUUAUAAAUUAUUAUGUACCUAUAGGUAUAUUAUACCCGUUUUCGUUUAUAUCGGAUGAAAAUCAUUUGAAAACUGUUUAUGUAUAAAUUGUGUAAGUGCGUAUUUAACGUGCAUAUGUAAAUGUAUAACGUGUUGUUAACAACUACCAACGAUAAGAAAAAUAUAUAAAUAUAUCUGAAGAAAUAAUGUACGUAAAUAAUA
Molecule: messenger RNA, 3270 nt
Organism: Metopolophium dirhodum (rose-grain aphid)
Lineage: Eukaryota; Metazoa; Arthropoda; Insecta; Hemiptera; Aphididae
Exons: 4
Coding region: 807-1859 (350 amino acids)
Source: RefSeq, a predicted model, not a curated record